This is a messenger RNA of Penicillium angulare, 1683 nucleotides long. RefSeq lists its product as uncharacterized. Gene Ontology annotation, biological process: transmembrane transport. Gene Ontology annotation, cellular component: membrane. The coding region runs from base 1 to 1683 and encodes 560 amino acids. The transcript is spliced from 5 exons. Lineage: Eukaryota; Fungi; Ascomycota; Eurotiomycetes; Eurotiales; Aspergillaceae. Gene Ontology annotation, molecular function: transmembrane transporter activity. The record is from RefSeq and is a predicted model, not a curated record.
AUGGAGGGCCCGGCAUUACAUCAACAUAUCGUGCCUGCUGAGACAUCAUCAGCUCAUAAUGCUAUAUUUCCUUCUUCAAGCAAGAAGUUGCAGCCAUCACUGCGGCCCAUAGACUAUGGCCCCUCUGAUGAACGUAUUCAGACUGUGCCAGAUGACCCAGCAGCAAGUCAGAAUGCCUUUGAACAAGUGCCUUCAUAUGGAACAACUCAGUUUCGGAGGUUGACUGUUACCUCUUUGCUUCUUCUUGCAAACCUUGUGCAGAUGAUCGUGAACUUUGCUGGAGUCGCUGGUGGAAGCAGACUCAGUCGUGCGAUGGGCGUGAACGAUUCUUAUUCCUCGUGGAUGGCAGCUAGUUACGCUCUUACCCAAGGUUCAUUCGUCAUGAUAAGCGGUCGAGUCGGCGAUGUUGUCGGCCACAAACAGCUACUUUUGAUUGGAGGGGCAUGGCUCAGUAUUUGUACUUUGAUUGGAGCAUUUUGCAACAAUUUCUUCGCUUUCAUUACAAUGAGAGCCCUUGCUGGCGUUGGUGGUGCAAUCAUCAUGCCUAACGCUGUGGCGAUGAUAUCAGCGACAAAUCCACCGGGUCGUAUGCGGAACCUCAGUCUGGGGUUGUUCGCUGCUUCGGCGCCUAUUGGUGGCUACUGUGGAGCUUUGUUUCUGGGUGCAUUUAUAGUGCAUACUGAGUUUAAGUGGUUUUUUUUGUUUAUCUCUCUUCUCGGUGUUGUAACUUUCAUACCUCUUUGGGCACUUGCACCUUCCGAAUCGCCCGUGGACAAAAAUGGAAAGAUUGAUUGGACUGGAUCGGCAUUAGGCACGAGUGCGUUGAUGCUCUUUAGCUUUGUGUGGAAUCAAGCGCCAAGUGCUGGCUGGUCCAGUCCAUAUGAAAUUGUCUUAUUGAUAAUUUCAGUCGUUCUUUUUGUUGCCUUCAUCUUCUGGGAGAAACACAUGGCAUCUGAACCAAUCAUGCCACUAGAUGCUUUCAAGGCUCCAGGGUUUCAGAUUCUCCUCCUAGUCAUUCUACUCAACUUCAUGGCUGUCGGAACUUUGAUCUGGUACCAAGUACUCUGGCUCCAAGAAAUCUGGCACUGGUCUACUCUCCAUUUCGCAGUUGGCUGGAGUCCCUUCGUCGUCUGUGCCACUGCCGCGGCAUCCCUUGCAGCAUGGCUAAUCCCCAGACUAGCAGCGCAGUGGAUACUUGCCCUAGGCACCGUGGCAAUUCUAGUCUCGAACCUACUAAUGGCCACUCUGCCGGUAAAACAAACUUACUGGGCACAGGUAUUUCCCUCGGUUGUUCUUUUCUCGUUUUGUCCUGAUUUCGUAUACACGGCCGGGCAGAUUAUUGCGAGUAAUUCCGUUCGAAGACGCCAGCAAGGUGUUGCGGGAUCUAUUAUUGGGACGCUGAAUUUGUAUGGAAAUAGUUUGGGCUUGGGCUUUGCAUCGACUAUUGAGGUGCAGGUUGCGAAUCAUUUUCAGAGUCGGAUUAUGGGCAUUAGAGGGGCUUUGUUCUUUGGUGUGGCGGUUAGUGCUCUUGCGUUGGUUUUGGAUAUUUGUUUCGUGAGAAUGGUUAAGGAUGAGAGGGAGGGGUGGCAUGAAGAGGACCAGGUAUCUUUGAAUGAAAUCGAAUUGCAGGAUCAGGCUGCGGCGACUGGAUCAGAACUUCCGGCUAUUUCGUCAAGAGCUUGA